This is a messenger RNA of Thermochaetoides thermophila DSM 1495, 1701 nucleotides long. RefSeq lists its product as uncharacterized. Lineage: Eukaryota; Fungi; Ascomycota; Sordariomycetes; Sordariales; Chaetomiaceae. The transcript is spliced from 2 exons. Bases 1 to 1701 code for a protein of 566 amino acids. The record is from RefSeq and is a predicted model, not a curated record.
AUGAUGCACCAAGUUCGCGACGUGCUCGCCUUCCCUGGAGGUGACAAUUCCUCCGACACCGUCAUCGGCGGCGUGCACUUUAACCUCUCGACCCUCGCCUUCUGGAACUACUCGCUCUACACGAAUGGCACCGUAUCUAACGGAUCCAAGUGCUAUCUCACCUUCAAACCGUACACGCCUGUAUUUCUGUUCCCGAACGGCACAUUUCUCAAUGCAACGUCGUGUUACUCGCCCGUCUACGGGAUCAAUAUGCGCGCCGGUGUCGGCAUCGGAUUCGCCUGUCUGUUCGGUCUCGCUCUGGUCUUGACGCUGGUCAAUCUCACGAAACAUGGCCGGCUGCAUCUGCCUGCGGAGAAGCGGUUCUAUCCGAUUGGCAGGAGAUGGCAGUGGUACUGGGGGUCGUUUGUCUGCGCGACGGCGAUGAUCAGCUUGUUUACCGCAGUUGAUGUCGACCGGUACUAUCUCCCGCAGCUGCCAAUCAUCUUAACAAGUUUUUUCUGGUUUCUCAUGCAGAUGGGCAUCAUGGCCCUCGUCUGGGAGGCAGUUCGACACUGGGGUAGCUGGAUGGAGCGGCAAUACGUCGAUCCCGACCCGUUCUCCCUCCGGCAAGAAGGCCGUCGCUACUGGGUUGAGUUCUGGCUGCCUCUGAUCUUCUACCUAUUCCUCUGGCUCAACUUCUUCAUGAUCGUCCCACGCUCCUGGACACCCAUCCAACACCAGCGCUCCCCCGAACAAACCCUUCUCUCCGCCGCGCCCACCGCAACCGAUGUCCGCUUCAAAAUUGCCUCUUUCUUCCUCUGUGUGUGCUGGCUCCUCACCGUUUUCUCCCUCGCCCACUCCAUCAAGCACUAUUCCCGCCCACACUCCCUCCUUCAAGCCCUCAAAUCCAUACCUUUGCGCUUCGUACUGAUCCUCCCUCUCGCCGCUGUCGUCCCUGCUUAUCAGGCCCUCGUCGCCUUUCAUUUUGCUUAUUCCCCUUUGAGAGUCGAUGGUGACAAGGCGGCUAUCUUUGCAGGGGGGUAUGCGCCGUCCCUUCUCAUUCUCUACAUCCAGGCCUUCUUUGGGUUUGUCACGCCCAAUGAGGACCUUGAACUACGGCGUCAGCGCCGCGAGCGCGGUGUUGCCCUCGAUCAGGAAAUGGGCGUCGUGCGCAAGCCGGCGUGGUGGCGGCUUGCAAGUGGGGAUGUCCUCAACCCGGGAAGGGCAACUUCCGGGGAGAGCAUGCGCGAUUGGUUGACCCGGAACGCAAGACAAGUUGUUGGGGAGAGACCACGCACCGAUGUUAAUGGAACUUCCCCUGAUGGGGUGGAACAAGACGCUGGUCGUGCCCCUGUCAACCUAGAAAUGUCACCGCUUUCACUGGCAGCUUCACACCCGAAUCAUCCCCCCCCACAGUACACAGGUCACUCGGAAGCCCGACAUCGCGAACGCACGCUGGAACUAGCUGCUGAAGUACUCUUCCCGCAUGCACAGGGGAUAUUGGCAGAAGAGAGGGAGCGCAGGAGGAGGGAGUUAAUGGAAGAUGGCCCCCCGCCGCCGAGUUACUUGGAGGCAACGAGAGAGGGUGGCAGGUAUCAGGACCAUCCUUCCGGAGGCGCGGCUGUGGGGAGUGGGAAUCCGAGGAGUGGGAGUGUGGGUGGGCAGAGUACAAGGUCGACUGCGGGGCAGCCGAUACAAGUUAGGAGUAUGUUGGAUGUGUAA